UAAAACGUGUAGACAUCGAAGGAGACGGAGGAGAGAAUGCAUUUUCGAUUUUGAUUGGUUCGUCGAGGGUUUAAUAACGAACUGGUUCCUGGGUGGAUACGUUAAGUAUCGUUCGCACCAGUUUGGGAAGGAGCAUUUUAUCGCUGAGUUUGGGGGUGGUGAGCGAUGGCUGAGUUGACUCAGGCCGAGGUGGUGUACUCGCCGCGGUCCGUGCAAGUGUGGAGAACGUUGUUGAACUGGUUAGCUUUUUUCUUCCAGAUCUUCGUGCAGAUCCUGAGAGCCGUGGGUCACCAUCCUCUGCUCUCUUCUUCUUCGUCGUCGUCUCCUUCUUCUUCUGAUGGGUUCAAGCCCUUGCCCAUGGUGGAGUUGUCGGAGGCGGAGUCUCCGGCUACCCUUGAUAUCACCGAUGGAAGAUGCUCUGACGUCGGCGACGAAGACCGCAUCGAGAAACUCACGGUAGUUCUUGAUUUGGAUGAAACCCUAGUAUGUGCUUAUGAGACAUCUAGUCUGCCUGCUACUCUCCGAAAUCAAGCUACCGAAGCUGGACUUAAGUGGUUCGAGUUAGAAUGUGUAUCCUCAGACAAGGAAUUUGAGGGAAAACCUAAGAUCAAUUAUGUUACGGUGUUUGAGCGCCCAGGACUCCAAGAAUUUUUACAACAGCUUAGUGAAUUUGCAGAUCUUGUACUGUUUACAGCUGGUCUUGAAGGGUAUGCUAGACCUCUUGUUGACAGAAUAGAUGCUGAGAACCGGUUUAUUCUUCGACUUUACCGGCCUUCAACGAUAAGCACGGAGUAUCGUGAGCAUGUGAAGGAUAUUUCCUGCUUGUCGAAGAAUCUGGGUCGAACAGUUAUUGUUGAUAACAAUCCCUUCAGUUUCUUACUGCAGCCAUUAAAUGGAAUUCCGUGCGUUCCAUUUUCUGCUGGGCAGCCACAUGACACCCAGCUUCUGGACGUCCUGCUUCCGCUCCUUAAGCAUCUUUCUCAGCAGAACGACGUGAGACCUGUGUUGUAUGAAAGAUUCCGCAUGCCCGAAUGGUUUCAGAAGCAGGGAAUACCUGCUUCUAGCUGGACAUCAUAGGAUGAUGAAGAUCAUUCUGUCAAGGUUGGUGUUUUCUGUACAAUCCCCAACAAUUCUUUUCUUAUUCGAAGGCAGCAUUGUGUUGUGGUGGAACUGGCAGCUCUUGGUACAGCAUCUGAUUAUGUGCUGAUGGCGGCAACGGAAGCCAUUUGAGAGCUGAAAGUUUUUACAGGGAAGAAGCAUCUAGCUCUCGAAGCUGUCAGCGAAAUAGAUAUACCGCUAGUUUAUGUAGAUUUUGUUUGAAGCUAGUGAUUCUUGUGAAACUCUGUUCAUAUGGAUGCAAGCCUUGUCAGAUUUUACUCUCUUAUUUGUUAUCAGAAUUUUGUAAAAUUUGUUAAUGAUCAAUAAUUAUUUGUAGUUCAGACA
This is a messenger RNA of Carica papaya (papaya), 1443 nucleotides long. RefSeq names its product Haloacid dehalogenase-like hydrolase (HAD) superfamily protein. The record is from RefSeq and is a predicted model, not a curated record. NCBI's taxonomy places the organism in Eukaryota, Viridiplantae, Streptophyta, Magnoliopsida, Brassicales, Caricaceae. Gene Ontology annotation, molecular function: phosphatase activity.